Cladocopium goreaui is the source of this 828-nucleotide messenger RNA. NCBI's taxonomy places the organism in Eukaryota, Dinophyceae, Suessiales, Symbiodiniaceae. The record is from the annotation of a GenBank genome assembly.
UCUUUUCCAUCAUGGCGAGUGAGGCUGAUGCCUUCAUAAAGAAGGUAUCCAGUGCAGGAGAUGACUAUUAUCGAAUUUUAGGUGUUGAAAAAGGUGCAAGUGAUGAUGAAAUCAAAAAGGCCUACAGAAAGCUUGCCUUGCGUUUGCAUCCUGACAAAUGCAAAGAGCCCGGAGCGGAGGAGGCCUUUAAAAAAGUUGGAGAGGCUGCCUCUGUUUUGACGGAUGCAGACAAGAGGCGAAAGUACGAUCAGUUUGGAGCUGACGCGCUACGAGGUGGUGGCGGAGGUGGUGGAGCGGACUUCUCGCCCGAAGACCUUUUUGAGGCAUUCUUUGGUGGCGGAUUGCAUCCGGGCAUGGCCGGUGGCCAGACCUUCAUGAGGACUGGCCCUGGCACCUUCGUUUUCACUUCUGGAGGCCCCGGCAAUUUUCAUUUCGCCUCACGACCAGGCAUGCGAAGACGGCAUGCUGGAGAAAGGCAAGAGGAGGAGCAAGAGGCCGAACAGAGUUUGCCUCCCUGGGCAGCACCGCUGCAAGCGAUAGCAGCUAGCUUGGGGCCUCUUCUUCCCAUCGUCAUUAUCGGGGUAUUCUUUGUCAUCAUGUCAGUCAUGUCCUUGCUGAUGCAGAUCCUGGUGCAAAGGAUGAUCUACAUCCUCCCGGUCGUGUACCUCACUGAUGGCCGGACGCGGAUAUUCAUGAUCCUCACCAUCGUGCUCGCCUCCAUGCUGGGCAUCCUUUAGGUGUUGGCACUGCUGAAUGUCACCCCAGUUAAAGCUGGGAAUGGCCCCAAUCAGUUGCAGCAAGGCGAAGAAUGAAUUUUACGAAACAUGC